Messenger RNA from Aspergillus alliaceus, 434 nucleotides. RefSeq lists its product as uncharacterized. NCBI's taxonomy places the organism in Eukaryota, Fungi, Ascomycota, Eurotiomycetes, Eurotiales, Aspergillaceae. The record is from RefSeq and is a predicted model, not a curated record. Bases 141 to 380 code for a protein of 79 amino acids. The transcript has a single exon.
UCCAUCCCCCCUCAUCUGGCCUACGGCAAGAAGGCUCUUCCCGGCAUUCCUGGCAACUCGAGGUUGAUCUUCGAUGUCAAACUGCUUGAGAUUAAAUAGACGACUCGUCCGCACCAUGUACAAGGUUGCAUAUUAGCUUGAUGUUUGGUUAUCACGGUGGCUGUGCUGUCCAUAUGGAUUUCGAUAUGUCUCUUUCUUCUGUUGUUUCUCACUCUGUCAAAAAAAACGGUGUUCUAGGGGACUUGAAUUUUAGUUUCAAUUCGUCAGUGUCUUUAUUGUUGCUUUUUUUUACUUCGUUUUCUUUUCUUCUUGUUUUGCUUAAUUGUGAUAUCCGACUUGUUUCUUUCUUGCACCGUUGUGCAUGUAUACAGCAGGGAUGAGGAUAUUGCAAAGCAAAGCGUGUAUCUUCCAAUAGAAAGGAGUGAGAAUACUCA